AUGACUUCUACAUUCAAGGUCUCUCUGCCCAACGGGCUCAACUACGAUCAGCCUACAGGGCUCUUCAUUGACAAUGAAUACGUCCCCGCCAAUGGCGAAAAGUUUACCGUCUAUAACCCUACCAACGAUGAGGAGAUUGUAACUUUACAGGGCGCAUCUGAACAAGACGUAGACAAAGCCGUCGCCGCUGCCCGCCGCGCUUUUGAGGGAGAAUGGUCUGAGCUCGAGGCUGUUGAGCGAGGCGCUUUGAUAUAUAAGCUGGCCGAAUUAAUUAAGAGGGAUCAGAAGCUCCUGGCAAGUAUUGACUCGUUCGAUAACGGCAAGUCAUUCUCCGACGCAUAUGGAGGAGAUUUGCUCGAGAGCUACAACGUCUUUCGGUACUAUGCCGGUGCUGCAGACAAGAUCACUGGCAAAACUAUUGAGACUGGACCCAACAAGCUAGCCUAUGUCAUCCAGGAACCUCUUGGUGUCUGUGGUCAGAUUAUUCCCUGGAAUUAUCCCUUCAUGAUGCUUGCGUGGAAGGUCGCGCCAGCUCUGGCUUGCGGAAACACCAUUGUCUUGAAGCCCGCAGAGCAAACUCCUCUCUCGGCUCUAUACUUUGGUAAGCUUAUUGCUGAGGCUGGCUUCCCGCCUGGUGUGGUCAACAUUAUUCCCGGUCUUGGAUACAUCUCUGGCAAGGCUCUUGCGGAGCACAUGGACGUCGACAAGAUUGCCUUCACUGGCAGCACAGCUACUGGAAGGUCCAUCAUGAAGUCUGCUGCUAGCAACCUGAAGAAUAUUACUUUGGAAUGCGGCGGCAAGAGCCCUAGCAUUGUCUUUGACGAUGCAGACCUUGACCAGGCUGUGAAGUGGUGUCACAGUGGAAUCAUGGACAACAUGGGUCAAGUGUGCACAUCGACAUCUCGAAUCUAUGUACAAGACACCAUUUACGACAAGUUUCUCGAGAAAUUCACUGCAAAGACCAAGGAUGCCGCAACAAAGAUUGGCGAUCCUUUCAAUGAGGAUACCUACCAGGGCCCCCAGGUUUCCAAGGCCCAGUUUGAAAAGGUCUUGGGCUACAUCGAUGAGGGCAAGAAGUCUGGCGCUCGCGUCCUCCACGGUGGUGCCAAGCACGGUGAUAAAGGCUACUUUAUCCAGCCCACCGUUUUUGCAGAUACCACCGAAGAUAUGAAGAUUGUCAAGGAGGAGAUUUUCGGCCCUGUUGUUGCAAUUUCCAAAUUCAGCACCGAGGCGGAAGUCAUUAAAAAGGCCAACGACACGUCGUACGGCUUGGCAGCCGCGGUGUUUACUCAAAAGGUGACAAAGGCGCACAAAGUUGCUCGCAAGAUUCAGGCUGGCAUGGUGUUCAUCAAUUCGUCGGGCGACUCACAUUUUGGCAUUCCGUUUGGAGGCUACAAGUCGUCAGGCAUUGGGAGAGAGCUGGGUCAGUACGCGUUGGACGCUUAUACGCAGUCCAAGGCGGUGCACGUAAAUUUGGGAACCGAGUUGUAA
Messenger RNA from Trichoderma breve, 1491 nucleotides. RefSeq names its product aldehyde dehydrogenase family domain-containing protein. Lineage: Eukaryota; Fungi; Ascomycota; Sordariomycetes; Hypocreales; Hypocreaceae. The record is from RefSeq and is a predicted model, not a curated record. The coding region runs from base 1 to 1491 and encodes 496 amino acids. The transcript has 5 exons. Gene Ontology annotation, molecular function: aldehyde dehydrogenase (NAD+) activity.